Messenger RNA from Metarhizium album ARSEF 1941, 453 nucleotides. Its product is annotated as cold response protein 1. Gene Ontology annotation, cellular component: cytosol. NCBI's taxonomy places the organism in Eukaryota, Fungi, Ascomycota, Sordariomycetes, Hypocreales, Clavicipitaceae. The transcript is spliced from 3 exons. The record is from RefSeq and is a predicted model, not a curated record. Bases 1 to 453 code for a protein of 150 amino acids. Gene Ontology annotation, biological process: negative regulation of termination of DNA-templated transcription. Gene Ontology annotation, molecular function: transcription antitermination factor activity, RNA binding; RNA binding.
AUGUACACCGCCCGAGGCCAAGGACAAGGACAGGAACUCUUCGCCGCCCCCGCCUCGACCGCAGUCCGACAUCAACAAGCCAAAAGACCACACGUCGGCAUUCCCUGGACAUUCGAAAAAUCCUUCAAAAUCCUCGCAACCGUCCACGUUUCGCCACCAUUGCACCCCCUCCAAGCUGGCAAUGCCCUACGAGCCAACACGCCGAUAGAGACUAGACGACCCCUUUUAUCCACCGCCACCAUGAGCGAGCGGCAGAGCGGAGUAGUCAAGUGGUUCAACGAGGAGAAGGGAUACGGGUUCAUCACACCAGACUCCGGCCCCGACCUGUUUGUGCACUUCAAGGCGAUUGAAGGCGGCGGCUUCAGGUCGCUCAAGGAGGGGCAGGCCGUCAGCUUCGAGGCCGUCCAGGGACAAAAGGGGAUGCAGGCGGACAGGGUCCGCGUCGAGAGUUAA